UCCUUCCACGAUCCCACUGCUCUCUCUCCAACUCGCUUGAUCCCGCGUUUCACGGCUGGCUUCCUGCGUCCUCGUCUGUAAUUUUCCCUCAAAUCUCUCUCUCUCUCUCUCUCUCUCUCUCUCUACACUGAGUGAGCGACUGAGUGGUGUUCGCGAAUGGCGAACCACCGGAGAUCCUGCGGCUUCUCUCCCUUCAAGCUCCUCGCCUCCGCCGUCGCCGCCGCCGUCUUCCUCCUCCUCGCCUCCUCUCUCUCCGUCACCUCCCGCGCCGACGCCUCCCGUCUCCGGCGCCUGGGGAUUAGUUCGGAUUCUCAUGGAUACGGAUCCGUCAGAAGAUCCAUUCUCGCAAUGAAAUCGGAUCCUCUCAAGCCUCGACUCGACCAGCUGCAGAAGCAAGCUGAUGAUCACCGCUCUCUGGCGCUGGCCUACGCCUCCUACGCGCGCAAGCUUAAGCUCGAGUACUCCAAGCUGGUUCGGAUUUUCGCUGACCUCUCCAAGAACUACAGCGAUCUCAUCAAGAAGCCUGCGUAUCAUACUCUCUUUGCGUCGGAUUCGCUCAGUAUCGACGAAACGAUGCUUCGCCAAUUCGAGAAGGAAGUGAAAGAGCGCAUCAAGGUCACUCGCCAAGCGGUGUCUGAAUCGAAGGAGUCCUUCGACAAUCAAUUGAAGAUUCAGAAGUUGAAGGAUACGAUUUUCGCAGUGAACGAGCAAUUGACAAAGGCAAAGAAGCAGGGUGCCUUUUCGAGCUUGAUUGCUGCUAAAUCGAUACCUAAGAGCCUGCACUGCCUUUCCAUGCGGUUGAUGGAAGAGCGAAUCGCACAUCCUGAGAAGUAUACAGAUGAUGGAAAACCUCCCAAGCCAGAACUGGAGGAUCCGAAUCUUUACCAUUAUGCAAUUUUCUCGGAUAAUGUGCUUGCAGCAUCAGUGGUGGUAAAUUCUGCCGUGAAGAAUGCAAAGGAGCCAUGGAAACAUGUUUUCCAUGUGGUGACUGAUAAGAUGAAUCUUGGGGCCAUGCAAGUCAUGUUCAAGUUGAAGGAAUACAAUGGGGCUCAUAUCGAGGUUAAGGCUGUCGAGGAUUACAAGUUCUUGAACUCUUCUUACGUGCCAGUGCUUAGACAACUGGAGUCUGCAAACUUGCAGAAGUUUUACUUUGAGAAUAAGCUCGAAAAUGCUACUAAAGAUACCACGAAUAUGAAGUUUAGGAACCCUAAGUACCUUUCAAUACUGAACCAUCUGAGGUUUUAUUUACCAGAAAUGUACCCAAAGUUACACAGGAUUCUGUUUUUGGAUGAUGAUAUUGUCGUGCAGAAGGACUUGACUGGUUUAUGGAAGAUAGACAUGGAUGGUAAAGUGAAUGGGGCAGUUGAGACAUGCUUCGGCUCUUUCCAUCGGUAUGCGCAGUAUAUGAAUUUCUCACACCCUCUGAUAAAGGAGAAAUUCAACCCCAAGGCUUGUGCAUGGGCUUAUGGAAUGAACUUUUUUGAUUUGGAUGCUUGGAGAAGGGAGAAAUGCACUGAAGAGUAUCAUUACUGGCAGAAUCUGAACGAGAACCGAACCUUGUGGAAAUUGGGAACUCUGCCCCCGGGUUUGAUAACAUUUUACUCGACAACGAAGCCACUGGACAAGUCAUGGCAUGUUUUAGGACUUGGCUACAAUCCCAGCAUAAGCAUGGAGGAGAUUCGUAAUGCUGCUGUUGUCCACUUCAAUGGGAAUAUGAAGCCAUGGCUUGACAUUGCCAUGAGCCUGUUUAAACCAUUAUGGACAAAGUAUGUUGACUACGAGUUGGAUUUCGUACAGGCCUGCAACUUUGGUGUCUGAAGAAACGGUCAGAGCUGACUCAUCUUCCUGUGGCCUUUCUGCUGGAAAGGCUCCAAUCAUGAGAUAUUUGGGUAGUCGUUCAACAUUUACCACGCAUCCUUACUAGUUGCAUCAGAAGGUUCGUUGCUAUCUGAGUUUAGAUAGUUUUGUGCCAUAUUUACUACACUACCUGCUCUCUUUGUCCAUACAAGUGCUGCAAUCUUAAUUAUUUGGCAAAUGUUUAUUAUCCAGGAUGCAAUUACUUUCCUAAUGAAAUCCCUUUACAUCUUUCGUCCACUCAAAGCCCAACAGGUUUUAGUGAUCUAUUUGAGAAGACUUCUCGGUUUUGUAUACGCUCAUAUAUCAGGAAUUUAAUUAUUGAUCGGUAUGA
Molecule: messenger RNA, 2188 nt
Organism: Rhodamnia argentea
Lineage: Eukaryota; Viridiplantae; Streptophyta; Magnoliopsida; Myrtales; Myrtaceae
Product: galacturonosyltransferase 8
Exons: 3
Coding region: 157-1818 (553 amino acids)
Molecular function (GO): polygalacturonate 4-alpha-galacturonosyltransferase activity
Source: RefSeq, a predicted model, not a curated record